CCACAUACAGGGACCCGUGGACGGGACCAAGGCUGGCUGAACAUACAGCCAUUGAGUGCAAGGACCCAUGCAGGCUUCCAGGCAUGGAAUGGAMGGGAGAGAAUCCUGCGGGACUCUGCACACCCGAAGGGACAGCAAUAGCAGGUCCAGCAGGCCAGGAGUGGGUCCAAACCAUUCACAUAUGAAAAAGGGAAGGGCAGGGGCAUUUUGAGGGGCUCCUACAAUCCUGAGCUGCCAUGGAGCUGGUUCCCACUGCCCCACUCUGUGGAGCACAGCCUGGGCACCCCCAAUAACCUGGACUCAGGGCUGGAGUUCUCUGGGCAGUGACUGGUGGCCAUGUACCACUGAGGUCCAAGUUCAGAAGAGUAGAACAGUCACAAGCUGGGGAAGAGCUGUGCUGGUGGGGAAACUGUGGGUGUCCACACCAGGGACCCCGAGUUAGCACAAGUGGUCCCUGCAUCCCCUCAGAUCGAUCCCCCAGACUUUCUGGUCAUUCUUCCUGGCUCUCCCUCUGCCUUUCCGCCUUGCCUUCCCACUGAUGGGCACAAGCACUGGGCGUUCAGCCAAACCCAGGGCCCUGAAAGGGAUGGCUGCCAGUGCCUCCUGCCUGGGCAUCUUGCAGCCCCAACUUUAUGAGAGCCAGCCGGGGCAGCCCAUGGACCCUCCCAUCUCAGCUCCCUGCCCCUGUUAACAAAUCCUUGCCGGUUCAAAAUGAGCCUGAAGGUGGAAUGGGGUGCCUGGGGCCCCGCGUCUCAGGCUGGUACCUGCUCUGCAGCUUGAGCCCGCAGUCCGCCGCUGGCCAGAGCUCUGGUCCCUGGACUGGGCUUUCCGACCGACAGGGAGCGAACGUUUCUAAAGGUGCCUGAAAGAAAGCGGGCAAGAACCUUUUGUUCCCGGGUGUAGACAGAGGCCAGGAGCAGGCCCGCGGAAGGGCUUCGGUCCUCAAGGUACGGCCAGGUCCAGGGGCGGGCCCGGGGAGGGGCCUCGGUCCCCAAGGCUCAGCGGCCGCAGUAGGGGAGGGGGCGGGGAGCGACGCUCGGGUCGGUCCAGGCAGGUCCAAGACGUCGCAGCGACCAAGGCCAGGCGCCGGCGGCAGUCCCCUGUGGCCGGAGCUUCUGUCUGUCCGGGAGACUUCGGGAGGUGUGUCGCCCCCAGUCCUCACCCGGGUCGAGUGUGGGCCUGGGCAGCAUGGUGCCCUCUGGCCAGGUGGCGGAGAAGGAGGUGUCCGAGGAGCCUGGACCCGGCCCUGAGCCCCACUCCUGGCGAUGCCUGGUGUUCUACCUCUGCUUCUACGGCUUCAUGGCCCAGAUGCGGCCCGGGGAGAGCUUCAUCACACCCUACCUCCUGGGGCCCUACAAGAACUUCACCCGGGAGCAGGUGACCAAUGAGGUCAUUCCGGUGCUGUCCUACUCCUACCUGGUGGUGCUGGUCCCGGUCUUCUUGCUCACCGACUACCUGCGCUACAAGCCCGUGCUGCUGCUGCAGGGCCUGAGCUACGUGUGCGUGUGGCUGCUGCUGCUGCUGGGCCACUCUGUGCUGCACAUGCAGCUCAUGGAGGUCUGCUACAGCAUCACCAUGGCCGCCCGCAUCGCCUACUCCUCCUACAUCUUCUCCCUGGUGCGCCCUGCCCGCUACCAGCGCAUGGCCAGCUACUCGAGGACCGCGGUGCUGCUGGGCGUCUUCACCAGCUCUGUGCUGGGCCAGCUGCUGGUCUCCGUGGGCCAGAUGUCCUUCUCCAUGCUCAACUACAUCUCCCUGGCCUUCCUCACCUUCAGCCUGGUCCUCGCCCUCUUCCUGAGGCGUCCCAAGCGCAGCCUCUUCUUCAACCGCAGUGCACCUGCACGUGGAGCCUCACCCAGCGAGCUGGACCAGAUGCACCCGGCCCCUGACCAGCCUGUGCGCGGGAAGCUGGGGCGUGCUCUGGGUGCCUGCAGGGACUCCUUCUUGGCGCAUAUGCUGUGGGACCUGGUGGGCAGUGUGCGGCGGCCACAGCUGCGCCUCUGGUCCCUUUGGUGGGUCUUCAACUCUGCUGGCUACUACCUGAUAGUCUACUACGUACACGUCCUGUGGAACAAGGUGCUCAUCACCCCCAGCAGCACGCAGGUCUACAACGGCGCCGCAGACGCUGCCUCCACACUCCUGGGUGCCAUCACAUCCUUUGCCGCGGGCUUUGUGAAUAUCCGCUGGGCUCUGUGGUCGAAGGUGGUCAUUGCGAGCAUCCUGGCCGUGCAGGCCGGGCUGGUCUUUCUCAUGACCAGCACCAAGGACAUCUGGCUCUGCUACGCAGCUUACGUGCUCUUCCGCGGCGCCUACCAGUUCCUUGUGCCCAUCGCCACUUUUCAGAUUGCAUCCUCUCUGUCCAAAGAGCUCUGUGCCCUGGUCUUCGGAGUGAACACGUUCCUCGCCACCAUUCUCAAGACCACCAUCACACUCAUCGUGUCUGACAAGCGGGGCCUGGGCCUCUCAGUGCACUGCCAGUUCCUCAUCUACUGUGUGUACUUCCUGGUGCUGUCUGUCAUCUUCUUCUUGGGAGCCGGGCUGGACGGUCUGCGGCACUGCCAGCGGGACCGCCACCAGCCCCUGCCCCUGGCACAGGAGCUGAGAAGCCCCUUGGAGGAGAAGCCUGGGCGGCUGCYGAGUGUGGAACAGGGCCUGGGCGGCCUUCAUCCCUCGGCCCCACCACUGCCCCUGGAGGACUGCGCAGAAGAUGGCCCUGGGACCCUGGGGCCUGUGGCCAAGGCCUGACACGGCCUGACCUCUCCAGCAGGUUCCACACUGCCCUGACAGCCCGCGACAGGCCCCAGCACCGUAGACUCCCACAGCGGGGGCGGGCCUCGUGUGGGUGCCCCCUGGCAGUGCCUGGCGGGGGGUGCCUCCUCGGGCCUUAGCACUGGCGGCCUCGGACCCCCACCCCUCAGCCCUGCCGCACUCUGGUGGUAGCCAGAGUGUGCCAGGGACACUCAGGGCACACACCUCGGGCGACUGUGGACUGGGCUGGGCUUGCUGGUUGAGGGGCCCGUGGUGGGGUCCCCGGGGUCUUCCAGGCCUCCCUGCCUGCACCCCCUGGGGAGGCUAGAGGCAGAUGCUGUGUCCCCAGGGGCUGGCAUGGUGGCCCCACGGGCCUGGGGCUCUCAUUUACUGUGACACUUCCCGACAUCCUAGGUGCUUGCAUUUUGGACGAUGCUGUUUUUAUAUCUGUGUAAAAUGAGGAGCCGUUUGGCUUCUCCAUCGUGUGCGAGAAGCUGGUCUCAGGGGUGUGACAGAAAACCCAUCAGAUGGAGUGGUGGCUUGGGGCCCUCAGAGCCAGUCCUUCCCACCAAGGCUUCAGCCCAGGGUCUUUAGUUCUUCCCUCUGUUCCCGGAGUGACCUGAGAUAAGGGCGGCUUGGAGCUGGUCAGACGCUUUGGACAGCCAGAGAGGACUAUGGACAGGCCACCUGGAUGUGAGCUGGGCUUGUGGGGAGCAGCAGGGCCUUCCCAAGAGGUCUGCCUCCCUGGGGAGGUCCGCGGGCCAGUGGCCUCUGGGUCCGAGCCGGUUGUGUGACCCUCUGUGACAGGAGGGUCUUUUGUGAACACUUUACCCAAAUAA
This is a messenger RNA of Urocitellus parryii (Arctic ground squirrel), 3587 nucleotides long. It is a transcript of the gene Slc19a1, whose product is annotated as solute carrier family 19 member 1. The record is from RefSeq and is a predicted model, not a curated record. Lineage: Eukaryota; Metazoa; Chordata; Mammalia; Rodentia; Sciuridae. Gene Ontology annotation, molecular function: folic acid binding; methotrexate transmembrane transporter activity; folate:monoatomic anion antiporter activity. Gene Ontology annotation, biological process: methotrexate transport; folate transmembrane transport. Gene Ontology annotation, cellular component: plasma membrane; basolateral plasma membrane; apical plasma membrane.